Phycomyces blakesleeanus NRRL 1555(-) is the source of this 669-nucleotide messenger RNA. RefSeq lists its product as hypothetical. The coding region runs from base 1 to 669 and encodes 222 amino acids. The record is from RefSeq and is a predicted model, not a curated record. The transcript is spliced from 6 exons. Lineage: Eukaryota; Fungi; Mucoromycota; Mucoromycetes; Mucorales; Phycomycetaceae.
AUGCCGGACAACAAGUCACUUUUUAUGAGGCCGGUAAAUGGUGAAAGGCGGAAAUUCAAUAAACGUAGUGCUCCAGAGAAACGUCGUGCCCGAGAGGAAAAGUGUCUGGCCCGAAUAAUUAGCGAUACUAAAAGCCAGUUUUUGCUUGUGCAGCAUAAAAAAGAGAAACAGUUUGAAGAACUGAGAUUUCAGUGUAGCAGCUAUCCGAUUAUAACAAAUAUUCCAACAUAUGAGGUGUCAUCCACCUUGUGUGCGCCUUCAAGUUGGUCCAUCAUAUCGGUUGUCAUCCAACGUGCAUCUUUUGAUUUGGGUCUGAUUUGGUAUUUACAACAUAAUCCUCUUAAUGAUAGUAAUCUCUUUGGCUUCAUGUAUUUGGAGAAAGACUGCAAGCAAAAAAUCAGCUGUAACUCCAAAUUGGCCAAAUAUUUACACCACAUAACGAUGUUUGAUCCAAAAGUUCCCUCAAAACAUACACCUAAAAAAAUCGAAAAUUUGUUCUUUUUUCUACUAAAAAGUCGUGUUUUCAGUCUUGCUCACAUUAAUGAUUUUACUGAUUUAAGAAAGUCACUCGGCCUGAUCUACUUUAUAUUCUUGGUAAAUAUUCAUUUGGGUGCACUGUUCUUUACCGUUAUGAACAGCUUAAGUCUCAUAUAUUUUUUGACCGUGUGA